Apiotrichum porosum is the source of this 1032-nucleotide messenger RNA. RefSeq names its product surf-like protein (gene SHY1). Lineage: Eukaryota; Fungi; Basidiomycota; Tremellomycetes; Trichosporonales; Trichosporonaceae. Gene Ontology annotation, cellular component: membrane; mitochondrion. The transcript has 4 exons. The record is from RefSeq and is a predicted model, not a curated record. Gene Ontology annotation, biological process: mitochondrial respiratory chain complex IV assembly. Bases 1 to 1032 code for a protein of 343 amino acids.
AUGUCCAGACCAUUCGCAUUCUUCUCAGCGCUCCGCUCAACACUGCCAAAGCGGCCCUUGGCUAGCAGCGGCUUUGCCUCGCGCUUUGGCGCCAACGCCGGCGCCGGACCGAGCCGUAAUGCGUCACACCACUCUUCGGACGUCGUCGGCGGUGGUAUCGUGUCGACACUCUUCCGCCCCAUCACCCUCAUUCUCAUCUGUGCGCCUAUCCUGACAGGAUACCUCGGCGUGUGGCAGAUACAGCGUCUCAAGUGGAAGGUCGCUCUCAUCGAGGAGGUGGAUCGCAACCUCGCCAAGGACCCCAUGGUCCUCCCCGCUCAGAUCAACCUCUCCGCUCUGCCCGACUUUGCCUUCCGUCGUGUCCUCCUCCGUGGUCGGUUCACUGGCCCCGCCCUUCUCCAGGGCCCUCAAACCCGUGAGGGCGUCCCCGGCUACCAUCUCAUCCUUCCGUUUGACCGUUCCGAGAGCGGCGGCACUACGAUUCUGCUCAACCGCGGCUUCAUCAAGACUGCUGUGGGUGACGAGGUCCGUACCGGUGCCCGUCCUGUUCCAGGUCUCGGUCCCAACGGCGAGCCCUCGGAGGAGGUUGUCAUUGAGGGCCUCGUGACCAAGGCGGACCCCAACGCCAAGUCGACAUUCACACCCGACAACAAGCCCAAUGAGAACCGCUGGUACUGGAAGGACAUUCCUGCCAUGGCUGAGGACGCUGGUGGUGAAUCCCGCAACUUCCAGCCCGUUCUCAUUGAUGCGAUUGACCAAGGAGAUGUCCUCGCUUCGAUCCUCAUGAAGCAGGGCGAGCCCGUUGGUCGCUUGAGGGAGAUCGAGCUGCGCAACCAGCACAUGACCUAUGCCAUCACCUGGUCCAAGGCUCCCUCAACCCCUGUACUACCCAUCCAACAACUGUCUAAGCCUUUCGACGCGCCAGAAUGGUCGCAAGGCAUCUACGACGGCAAGGUGAAUGAGAUUGUCGGCGCCGUCAACCUCAUCCCUAUGCUACAGGCGGACAUGCGUCGCGCUCAGCUCGAGCAAUAG